CGCAGUUCGCACGCUUUAGUGCGUCGCCGAGCUCCGAAGCGUAGAGAUGGGGAACGGUUCCGUAGUUUUUGCCGCCGCCGGGCUGCUGCUCCUCCUCCUCCCGCCAUCGCAGCAACAAGCGGCAACGGGAAACAUUGGUUCACAGUGGCGAGACGAUGAGGUCCAUUUCAACCGCACCCUGGACUCCAUUUUGGUGCCACGCGUCGUCGGCAGUCGCGGACAUCAGCAGGUGCGCGAGUACCUGGUGCAAUCGCUGAACGGCCUUGGCUUCCAAACGGAAGUGGAUGAGUUCAAGCAGAGAGUGCCAGUUUUCGGAGAGCUCACCUUCGCCAAUGUUGUGGGCACGCUCAAUCCGCAAGCUCAGAACUUCCUCGCUCUGGCCUGCCACUACGACAGCAAGUACUUUCCCAAUGAUCCCGGAUUCGUGGGCGCCACCGACUCCGCCGUACCUUGUGCCAUUCUGCUGAACACCGCCAAGACAUUGAGCGCGUAUCUGCAGAAAGAGUUUCGCAAUCGCAACGAUGUGGGACUUAUGCUCAUAUUCUUCGAUGGCGAGGAGGCUUUCAAGGAGUGGACCGAUGCGGACUCCGUUUAUGGCUCCAAGCAUCUGGCCGCGAAGUUGGCCAGCAAACGCAGUGGUUCCCAGACCAGCAGCCCAGGCCAACUAGCUCCACGGAAUAUAGACAGAAUUGAAGUGCUGGUGCUGCUGGAUCUCAUUGGGGCGCGGAAUCCCAAGUUCUCCAGUUUUUACGAGAACACCGACGGACUGCACUCCAGUCUUGUGCAGAUUGAGAAAUCUCUGCGCACUGCCGGCCAGCUGGAGGGCAAUAACAAUAUGUUUCUGAGUCGUGUCAGCGGUGGUCUAGUCGAUGAUGAUCAUCGACCGUUUUUAAGUGAGAAUGUUCCUGUGCUACAUUUGGUAGCCACUCCUUUCCCAGACGUCUGGCACACGCCUCGCGACAAUGCCGCCAAUCUUCACUGGCCUUCCAUACGCAAUUUUAACCGCGUUUUCCGUAAUUUCGUUUAUCAAUACCUUAAGCGGCACACGUCACCAGUGAAUUUGCGUUUUUACCGAACAUAGUUUAUGUUUUGUCUUAUGGCUAAGAUUUAUUAAGCAUAAGUGUAAAGUGUUUUUCGUUAAUUAAAAUGUCCUAAGGCAUGUGAAA
This is a messenger RNA of Drosophila yakuba, 1166 nucleotides long. RefSeq names its product glutaminyl-peptide cyclotransferase. Bases 47 to 1081 code for a protein of 344 amino acids. The record is from RefSeq and is a predicted model, not a curated record. Lineage: Eukaryota; Metazoa; Arthropoda; Insecta; Diptera; Drosophilidae. Gene Ontology annotation, molecular function: glutaminyl-peptide cyclotransferase activity; zinc ion binding. The transcript has 6 exons.